CCAAGAAGUUUGCCAAAGGCGUUACAUGGAUGCAUUCCGUCGUUACAAUGCUGAGUUCCGCAAGGAAGUACAACAACAUGAAGUCAUGCAACCGACUGCCAUCGAUGCGAUGCGUGUUCACAGAACCUUCGCCAUCACAACACUUUGGCCGCCAUUGCACUCGAAGCGCGAAAUCAACCUGACACUGGAACAAUUGGAGAAUGUUUUGAGUGUCAAAGAACGACGUCGCUUAGAGGAGAUACUCAAACGCGAAACAAAGCGUAGAUAA
Messenger RNA from Rhagoletis zephyria (snowberry fruit fly), 268 nucleotides. RefSeq lists its product as uncharacterized. NCBI's taxonomy places the organism in Eukaryota, Metazoa, Arthropoda, Insecta, Diptera, Tephritidae. The record is from RefSeq and is a predicted model, not a curated record.